AUGAAUGCGGUGGAGGAGAUACAAGACUUACUGACCUGUAGUCGCCAAAUCAAAAAUAAUACCGAUUGGGGCCAUUUGACUGUGGGCGUGUCUAAUGGCUCUGGGGAAUACUCCGUCGCUGGUUCAUCAAAUGGGUUAUUGAGGCUCAUAUGUCACGUUGGGAACCAGAACGAGUGCAAAGCGACUCUUGAUAUGGCAUCAAACUUUGGGGAUCUAAGCAAGUUUGUCAACAUGGACCAUGAAGAGCUCUUGAAGGGAGUGACGACGCCAACUUAUUUCCAAACGAUAACGUGUUUCACGAAGGCUUUUACUGCCUUUGCAAUAGGAAUUCAUCGGCCAUUGACGUACUCUUACAAAUAUCAAGGACGUUGUGCUGAUUCUUUCGGCUCUUCGUCUUCCCAGUGCAACAUUCGCCCCGAUGCUUGA
Colletotrichum lupini is the source of this 426-nucleotide messenger RNA. RefSeq lists its product as uncharacterized. The record is from RefSeq and is a predicted model, not a curated record. Bases 1 to 426 code for a protein of 141 amino acids. The transcript has 3 exons. Lineage: Eukaryota; Fungi; Ascomycota; Sordariomycetes; Glomerellales; Glomerellaceae.